Molecule: messenger RNA, 510 nt
Organism: Enterobius vermicularis (human pinworm)
Lineage: Eukaryota; Metazoa; Nematoda; Chromadorea; Rhabditida; Oxyuridae
Source: the annotation of a GenBank genome assembly
GUGUAUCGUGUUUCCCAUCUAGCCAACCUUCAUAACUCAGUUCUAAACUUCAAAGACGGAUAUAACACUUUAGUCGGAGAGCGUGGGUUAAAGUUAAGCGGGGGUGAGAAACAACGUGUCGCUAUUGCCCGAGCCAUGUUGAAAGAUGCACCAAUAAUAAUUUACGAUGAAGCGACUUCUUCGUUAGAUGCAUUAACCGAGGAAAGUAUUAUGCAUUUUAUGCGUAGUGCCGUACAUCGCAAGACUUCUCUUUUCAUUGCCCACCGACUAGCAACCAUCGUUGAUGCAGACAUUAUUUAUGUCCUUGAAAACGGAAAAGUCAUUGAAAACGGGAAUCACUUUGAGCUUCUUAAACGGAAUGGACGCUAUGCCGAUCUUUGGCAUUCUCAACAUAAAUAUGCAGAUGGCGUGCCACCAAAGGUACGUAAAGAAGAAUAUAAGCAUAAGCAUGAAGAACUGAUUUUUGAUGUUGGCAGCGGAGGUUGCUGUGGAUCAGAUGCAUGCCAUUAG